This is a messenger RNA of Durotheca rogersii, 1809 nucleotides long. Its product is annotated as Brix-domain-containing protein. Bases 303 to 1322 code for a protein of 339 amino acids. The record is from RefSeq and is a predicted model, not a curated record. The transcript is spliced from 2 exons. Gene Ontology annotation, molecular function: rRNA binding. Gene Ontology annotation, biological process: ribosomal large subunit assembly; rRNA processing. Gene Ontology annotation, cellular component: nucleolus. NCBI's taxonomy places the organism in Eukaryota, Fungi, Ascomycota, Sordariomycetes, Xylariales, Xylariaceae.
GCACAAUGGAGAUGUACCUAGGUACAAAAGGCAGAUACCUGCAAAAAGGGAUAGAAAUAGAUGAAUGAAGAACAGGUACCAGAUACCUAGGUACCUAGGUAGGUAUCUCUGUAUUUCGCUAUAGUAGAACUUGAACCUUCCCAAACCCCAAAACUUACUCCGGGGAUUUAUCUCUUAUCGAUAAUUCUUAUCGAAAAAAAAGUUCAACCUGGAUAUCUGAAGGUCGGUCAUCUCAACUAGACCGAAGAAGCGUCUUCUAACUGCAACCCGCCCACGCAUACGAACCAACCAACCAACCGGAAAUGGCCGCGGUAUACAAAUCCCUGUCGAAGGGCGUCAACGGCCAGAAGAAGGCGGCAGCGGCGUCGCACGACCGCGACGAAGACAACGGCGCGGCGGCCAAGACGAGUGCCAGCAAGACCAAGCAGCGGGUGCUGGUCCUGUCAUCGCGCGGCGUCACGUACCGGCACCGGCACCUGCUCAACGACCUGGCGUCCAUGCUGCCGCACGGCCGGCGCGACGCCAAGUUCGACUCCAAGUCGCGGCUUGCCGGGCUCAACGAGCUCGCCGAGCUGUACAACUGCAACAACGUGCUCUUCUUCCAGGCGCGCAAGGGCACCGACCUGUACUGGUGGCAGAGCAAGGUGCCUAACGGCCCCACCGUCAAGAUGCAUCUGCAGAACCUGCACACGAUGGAAGAACUCCACUUCACCGGCAACGCGCUCAAGGGCUCGCGCCCGAUCCUGUCCUUCGACGCCGCCUUCGAGCGGGAGCCGUACCUGCGCGUGAUCAAGGAGCUGUUCCUGCACACGUUCGGGGUGCCACCGGGCGCGCGGCGCUCCAAGCCGUUCGUCGACCGCGUCAUGGGCUUCUCGCUCGCCGACGGCAAGAUCUGGGUGCGGAACUACCAGAUCAAGGAGACCGAAGCCGCCGCCACCACCACUUCCUCCUCGAACGACGCCGAGCAACGAGACGACAGCAGCCACAGCAGCAAGGGCAGGGGCAGCCGCGACCCCGAGGUCAGCCUCGUCGAGAUCGGGCCCCGGUUCGUGCUGACGCCCAUCGUGAUCCAAGAGGGCGCGUUCGGCGGGCCGAUCAUAUACGAGAACCGCGCGUUCGUGUCGCCGAACCAGGUGCGGGCGGAGCUGCGCCGCGGGCGCGCCGCGCGGCAUGACUCCCGGGUCGAGAACCGCAUUGGGCGGCUCGCGCGGCACGGUGAGCUCGGCCUCCGGACCGGCGUGGCAGCGGUGAGGAAGAAGGGGCGCGAGGGUGAGGAGGAGCGGAUCAGGGAGGAGCUGGAUUCGAGGAAGCUGUUCGCUUGAGCUGUAUAUAUAUACCUACACGCAUGCUUACACUGGCGUUCGGGCGUCCUAGAUGAGAUAUCCGUCGAUGAGAAAAAGAAAUUGGGAAUUCGGGCCUCGGCGGAGGCCGUGGUAUUGGCUGCGUCUGCGCGCUGACUAGGUCGCGGGUUUUGGGUGCGUGCAUGCUGCGUGUCGAGAGCGAGAAUCAGCGACGCUCUCGCCGCCGCCCCUGAACACGUUGUGUGAACGCAGCUGCCUCUUGGCUUCCGACGCGAACACCUCACUGCCAAGAGACAACACGACUGCGUCCUGGGGGCGGGAUAGGUACCUGUACCUUAGGUCGAUAACCGGCCAGCAGCAUUGAGCCUGUAGGCGUGCUUACGGAUACAAGAGAUCUGUUUCGACAGAAGCUCUAGGGGGGAGAUAGACUAAACAAUAGAGACUACCAAGUAGCGCUGUCAGGAAUCGAACCUGUCCUCUAUUAUCUAACCCACUGAGCUGGGGGUAC